AUGCUGGAGACAGCUCGAGAGCUCACAUUAGAGGCUGCCCAGUCCGCUGCUAUCAAUCGGACCUCAAGCACGGACUAUACUUCGCGAACAUACAGCCCUGCACACAUCAAGAAGCUGCUUGAUAGUCGCCAUGAGCGGGAAGUCCUGGAUGGAAUGCGGAGGGUCAUCUCGUUGAUGUAUCGAUCCGAACCCUCCCUUACUUUCUUUUCCGCAGUUGUCAAGAAUGUGGCCAGCGCCAACCUCGAAGUCAAGAAAUUGGUUUACAUCUACUUGGUCCAUCAUGCGGAGGCGGAGCCAGAUCUGGCGCUACUAUCCAUCAACGCGAUCCAGAAAUCGCUAACCGAUUCAAGCCCUCAGGUUCGGACAAUGGCACUUCGGACUAUGUCGGGAAUCCGGGUUCCGGUGAUUAGCCAGAUUGUCUCGCUGGCUAUCAAGAGAGGAUGUGGAGAUCUGAGUCCACAUGUGCGCAAAGCGGCCGCUUUGGCUAUUCCGAAAUGCUAUCGUCUAGACCCAAACACACUGCCACAAUUGAUGGGGUAUCUUGAAACACUUUUGGGUGAUUCGCAAUAUUUCGUCGUCGGCCCCGCUGUCGCGGCAUUCUUGGAUCUGUGUCCAGAUGAGAUUGACCUAAUCCACAAGAACUAUCGCGGUUUAGUCAAGAAGCUGGUUGAUAUGGAUGAAUGGAGCCAGCUAGCAACCUUGCGCCUGUUGACAUAUUAUGCGCGAAAAUGUUUCCCUCGCCGAACUCAGAAGGUUAAGCGCACAGCCCCGGAGGCAUUCUACGAUGAUGAAAAGCAGCAACAGGCAACAAAUGAUGAUGUCGAAGAGUAUGAAGUUCCGGUAAUGGACCCUGAUCUUGAGCUAUUACUCCGAGCCUGUAAGGUUCUGCUGCAGAGCCGAAACUCCGCUGUCAUUGUCAGUGUUGUCCGCUGUUUCCUUUACCUUGCUCCAUCAGAAUAUAUUGCGUCAGCGGCUGGUCCACUAGUGGCUCUUUUACGAAGCCCGCAGGACAUGCAACUUAUCGCUUUGUACAAUAUUGUCGCCGUUGCUCUAAGAGCUCCCAAGCCCUUUGCGAAAUACACGGCCCAUUUCCUUGUUCAUGCCAACGAUCCGCCACAUAUCUGGCGCCUCAAACUGGAGGUUCUAACUAUCCUUUUUCCGCAUUGUGGAAAACACUGGAAGGGCGUUAUAAUCAGCGAAUUAGAGCACUUCUCUAAAGGCACAGACCCAGAGCUGGUACGAGAGAGUGUACGAGCUAUUGGGCGUUGUGCGCAAGGGGACACAAGCACUGCAGGCAUGUGUCUGCAUAUUCUUCUCGGCCAAAUAUCUAGUCCAGACGGAAACCUCGUGUCAGAGGCACUGACUGUCAUUCGUCACUUGAUCCAACAAGAUCCAGCCUCACAUACAAAGACCGUUCUCCAGCUAGUCAAGCACCUGGGUUCAACAACCCACCCAGAUGCACGAGCCACCAUUAUCUGGCUGGUUGGCGAGUUCGCUGGAAUCGACCCAGAGAACAAUAUCGCGCCUGAUGUCCUCCGCGUCCUGAUCAAAGGAUUCGCAGAUGAGAUGGAAAUCGUCAAGCAGCAGAUUGUUCUCCUCGGUGCUAAGGUGUAUUUACAUCAUCUCUUACAGAAUCCACCAAAGGAACAGUCGGAGCAACUCCCAUCGGUAUCAUUCCCCGAAGCUGAAGCCCCCGCCAAACCCCAGCAGGAUUUCCACAACGAAUGGAAUGACCAUGGGAACGAUGAGCCGAAAGACGCCGAGCGGAAUGAAGAAGGAGAGGAGAGCCAUCAAGAAAAUGACGGUGCUCAAACGAAGCAAACAGAAGAAGCAACCGAAGACCGUAUCACGUUAUUAUGGCGGUAUAUCCUCCUUCUCGCACGCUACGACAUCUCCUACGACCUACGUGAUCGGGCACGUCUCUAUAAGAACCUCUUGGAAACGCCGUCUUCCACCCAACUUGCCAACCUCCUUCUCCUAGCACCAAAGCCAGUACCCCACGCCCCCAGCCCAUCUGAGACGCGCAAGGACCUGCUCAUCGGCUCUGCCACUCUUGUCGUCGGCUCUGAUGCUGGUCACCAUGGACUUAGAGGCUACACAAAUCUCCCAGACUGGGUUGAGCCAGGCCAAGAACCUGAUCCCAGCCUCCGUACCGAAGAUGUGAAACCUGACACAUCCAGCAACGCCGCCUCCAUGACUGCAGGUGACCGUCUUGAUAGAGCACUUCGUGAACAUAAACCCACUUCUGUUCCAAUCCGGGGUCCGGCUGUGCCUGUAGACCCGACUGGCAAGAAGACUCUUGAUCAGUGGCUAGAAGAAGAAGAGGAGGAGGAAACCGAGACAGAGACAGAGUCUGAAACGGAUUCUGAGGAAGGCGAAACUGAUUCGGAGGAAGAGGAGACAGACUCGGAAGAAGAGUCUGGCUCGGAGGAAGAUGAGUCUGAAGCAGAGACUGAUUCGGAAACCGAAGCUGUGAAUAAAGAAGCACAGACGUUGCUUCAUUGA
Molecule: messenger RNA, 2505 nt
Organism: Penicillium griseofulvum
Lineage: Eukaryota; Fungi; Ascomycota; Eurotiomycetes; Eurotiales; Aspergillaceae
Product: AP-3 complex subunit beta
Exons: 3
Coding region: 1-2505 (834 amino acids)
Biological process (GO): vesicle-mediated transport; intracellular protein transport
Cellular component (GO): membrane coat; AP-3 adaptor complex
Source: RefSeq, a predicted model, not a curated record